Messenger RNA from Chara braunii, 1701 nucleotides. NCBI's taxonomy places the organism in Eukaryota, Viridiplantae, Streptophyta, Charophyceae, Charales, Characeae. The record is from the annotation of a GenBank genome assembly.
UGAACAUGAACCGCCAUCCUCUACUCAAUCGUCUGGAGGGAAGAUUGGUGGAGGUUUUCCACCGCGUAGGAGGGAGCGGCUCACUGCUACAUGCAGGAGGGAUUGGCGGACUCUUGCCCGGUGACAUUGACGGGCUUCAAACCUGCUACGGCGGACAGGUGGGCCGAAAUGACUGUGAAGAUGGACAAGAACGGAGUUGUGUCCGCAGUAGCCCGCAGCUGGUUCUCAGCCAAAAAAGUGGACGUCGUGAUCAACGCUGCGUGCUGUCGGCAGCUCACGAGCGAGGAGAUCUCAGCGAUCCAGAAAGACAUGGAAGAGUACAAAACCUGGGAGGAGGAUAGGAAGAGGAGGAAAGAGGCUUGGAAUGAGCUGCACGAGUACGCUUCUGAGUUCGUUCAUCGAAGCCUCCCCAAGCUGAGGCGCAAAGUGCAUAACGUCAUGAAUCAAUUGUCAGACGUGAAGGCUUGGUUGGGGACGUUGAGUGGUAGUCCCCCACCUGUUCCCCAUUUCCGUUCUAGGAUGAGGAAGCUUAAGGUUUCGCUUGCGACACGCAAGUUCACAGUUAUCGGGGUCUCGAAUCCUACGGGUUGGUGUCGAUCGUGUUUCCUUAAGCCACUUGGUAAUAUUGCGAGCGGCUUGAGCUCCGCUCUUGCCGACGCCGAUGACGUGUGUGAGGUGAUUAUCUCAACGACGAAAGAUCGCUUUGGACGUGUUUACCCGGCAUGCAAAUCAUCGUGGAAGGUUGGACUUAACGUUUGUCCAAUMUGCAAAGCCGGAGCUGCAGGUUGGGAGAGGGUGAGAGGGUUCUCCACCCCGGUGGUCGUAGCAGGGAGSUGCGUCCACUGCUUUCCGGAGCGGAAUGCGUCCCACGAGGACAUCGGGAUCGCGGCAGGGCCUUUCGUGCUGGCAGGGCUGACCGUCGUGGUGUGCGUCCGUGAGACAUCGGUUGAUAAGCAGUCGGGAUCCCGGCCACUGCUUCAGCAGAUCGAGGCCAUACAUGCUCGCAUUGAUGGGAAAUGGACGAACGUCAUCAAUGCGUACAAGCCAAUGUGGCCUACCAAACGGAGCUCUGCGGAAAGAGUUGCAGAUGCGGCAGCGUCGCACGAGAUUAUUCGAAGCUGGAUGGCUGACAAUGUCAACGAGGAGACUGCGGCUCGAAUCCGCAUCAUUUAUGCGGGGUACGUUACUCGAGACAGCUGGCAUGCGCUGGCCGAGACGCUCGAUGUGGAUGGAUUUCUCAUCGAUCUGCAGGACACCAAGGUUGAUUUCGUACACAUCGUGAAAUCCGUAGUACAGGAGUCACGAGGAGGAGGAGGAGGAGGAGGAGAGCAAGCGCGGAAGUAAUAGACGUUUCUCUCUAUUUUUCUUCCGUGUUUGGGCUGUUUUUUUUUCGCUAGUCUAGAAGGAAAGGAAAAGAAAAAAGAAACAGAAGGGAGGGAAAUGUUGCCUGCUCUUGCAACAGUUUUUGUGGGAACAUAUAUAUUAUAUCCUUGUCUUUUUUUCCUUCUUCAUUUUUUUCGGAAUUUUUUCCUUCUGGAUCAUCUUUUUGGACUUGACAAGAAACUAGUAUUCUCGAGGGAGAUUUUUUUCUUCCGCGAAAUCUGCUCGAGGAGUGGUGACAAUGUGCAAUGGAAUCUGAUCGAGACGGUCACGGAACAGUCGUUGAUCGUGACAAUAUCAGAGUAAAUUUAAUUCUUUGAA